Sordaria macrospora k-hell is the source of this 630-nucleotide messenger RNA. RefSeq lists its product as uncharacterized. The record is from RefSeq and is a predicted model, not a curated record. NCBI's taxonomy places the organism in Eukaryota, Fungi, Ascomycota, Sordariomycetes, Sordariales, Sordariaceae.
AUGGCUGCGCCAGUAACGACAAUCUUCCCAACACAAUCGUUGCCUGCAUGCGCAACGGCAUGUGGUCCCCUUUAUGAUGUUAACGGAGCCUGCGCAACCGCGACGGCCGCCGCCAGCGUUCUCCAGCAGUGUUUCUGCGGUGAUGCACGAUUAGCUCCCUUCAGUACCGGCACGGCCGGGGUGUGCGAUGGUGCUUGUGCGGCUACUCCUACAGAUUUGGCAAGCAUUCAGGCAUGGUACACAGGCUACUGCAAUGCCGCUGGGACAGCGACUGGCACAGCAGCAACGUCGACAAGUACCGCUGUCGGAAGCAAGGAUAACGGCGGAGGCUCAUGGGUGGACAAUCACUACCAAUGGAUCAUCUUCCUCGUCAUCAUCGUGGUCGCCAUCAUCGGCAUCUGGAUAGGUGCCUGCUUCUGGAGGCGAGCCUACCUCCGCAAGCGUGACCGCCGGUACGCGCUCGGCAACAACCUUGCCCACACUACCGAGUCCGGCCAUGUGAUCCCCAACGACGGCGUGCACGUUCCCGGAGCGACCAUGUUCUCGCCUGCGCCUAUCGCCGAGGCUACCGUGUUUGACGAUAAGCCAAGGAAGACGAAGAAGAAGUGGACCGUUAAGGAGAGGACAUGA